This is a messenger RNA of Lachancea nothofagi CBS 11611, 1722 nucleotides long. The record is from the annotation of a GenBank genome assembly. NCBI's taxonomy places the organism in Eukaryota, Fungi, Ascomycota, Saccharomycetes, Saccharomycetales, Saccharomycetaceae.
AUGAAUCGAGACAUGUACAGCGCUCAAAACCAGGCGUCAAACCUGUACCAGCAAUCCCAGCCAACGUCUCAAACCAUCUGGCAGCAGCAGAUGGCCGACAGCAAAGGAUGUAACUCCAACAGUAGCAAACCUUUACUAAUGGCUAAUAACAAUGUCUUCUCGAUAGGGCCCUACAAAAAACGGAAAGAUGCGAACCGAGUAUCAGUAGUAGAGAAGUAUGAAAUCAUCGGGUACAUUGCAGCAGGUACGUACGGAAAAGUUUACAAGGCUAGAAAGAAGAACCUUACUCCAAACGGAUCUACUUCGUCGUCAACCGAUAGCGAGGUCUCAUCCGUACCGGUAUCAAAAAAUCCUCCACCAAAUGGCCAUGAAGCCCUUGACGUUAACUCAAUCAACAAGUCUACAAGAGUUCAGGAUCCUAGCACGUCAUCGAUGUCAAUCAAUGCUCAACAAGAAAUGCAUUCUGAUCACAAAGUCCAGAGUUCAAAGAAAUCCCACGAUAAUAACACUUCUGGAUCCAUUAUGAUUGGCCCUCCCCUCAUGAAGUUACCGUCCCUUUAUGCCAUCAAGAAGUUUAAGACUGAACGGGAAGGCGUGGAACAGUUACAUUAUACAGGCAUUUCGCAAAGCGCAUGCCGAGAGAUGUCAUUGUGUCGAGAACUGCGAAAUAAACAUCUCACACAUCUUGUGGAGAUUUUCCUUGAACACAAGAGCAUUUAUAUGGUAUCCGAGUUUGCUGAACAUGACCUACUGCAAAUUAUACAUUUCCACUCUCAUCCCGAAAAGCGGCUCAUCCCGCCCAGGAUGCUGAAAUCGAUUCUCUGGCAAAUCUUAGACGGUGUAUCAUAUCUUCAUCAAAACUGGAUUCUACAUAGAGAUUUGAAGCCUGCAAAUAUCAUGGUUACAGUAGACGGGUGUGUCAAGAUUGGUGACUUAGGUCUCGCGAGAAAAUUUCACAAUAUGGUUCAGACAUUGUAUACUGGGGAUAAAGUUGUUGUUACUAUUUGGUACCGAGCACCUGAACUAUUACUCGGUGCACGUCACUAUACUCCAGCAAUUGACCUCUGGGCUGUAGGAUGUAUUUUCGCAGAACUUAUUGGGCUUCGACCCAUCUUCAAAGGGGAAGAAGCGAAGAUGGACUCAAAAAAAAGUGUCCCAUUCCAAGCAAAUCAAUUACAAAGGAUAUUAGAGGUUCUUGGAUCACCUACGGAAAAGUCCUGGCCGGACAUAUACAAGUACCCUGAAUGCGAACAAUUAUCUAAAUUUCCGCGUUAUAGAGAUAACUUGCCAGUGUGGUACCACUCAGCUGGUGGCCGGAACAAAGAAGCUUUGGAACUUCUGUACCAACUGCUGCGAUAUGACCCAAUUACCAGAAUAGAUGCUGUUGAUGCUUUAGAACAUCCAUACUUCACAAAUGAAGCUCCCACCGUGUGCGAAAACGUCUUUGAAGGAUUGAAUUACAAGUACCCACCGAGACGAAUUCACACGAAUGAUAAUGAUAUAAUGAACAUUUCCAACACCAAGGCCAAAGCCACUGCAACGAACCCUCAGGCGAUCGCAUCUAAGAACGCUGCCAACGCUUCAUUAGGGGGGCUAGGCGUAAACAGAAGAAUACUGGCAGCAGCAGCAGCAGCAGCAGCAGCGGUAUCCGGAACCAACUCUUCAACUCGACCAGGCUCGUCAACUAAUGUGACCGGACCAUUAAGGAAGAAAAGAAGAUGA